Molecule: messenger RNA, 1773 nt
Organism: Zymoseptoria tritici IPO323
Lineage: Eukaryota; Fungi; Ascomycota; Dothideomycetes; Mycosphaerellales; Mycosphaerellaceae
Product: putative multicopper oxidase
Exons: 8
Coding region: 1-1773 (590 amino acids)
Molecular function (GO): copper ion binding; oxidoreductase activity
Source: RefSeq, a predicted model, not a curated record
AUGCAGUCGAUCAAAGUCUUUGCGAGCCUGCUCUGGGCUUUGAACGUCCAAGCGAAACACGUCUGGCGAUACAACAUGACGGUUACCUCCGCCUGGGGGGAAAUGGAUGGCCACGGUCGGCCCAAGUAUUACAUCAAUGGUCAAAGCCCGGGCCCACUCAUUACAGUCCGCGAGGGCGAUGAAAUGGAAGUUUUCGUCACCAAUUCGCUUGCCAUCGAGACCACGAUGCAUUGGCAUGGAGUCUAUCAGGUCGACCACCCGUGGAACGACGGGGUCCCAGGAGUAACGCAGUUUUCCAUCCAACCCCGAGACAAUUACACCUAUCGCUGGACUGCUCAGAAUCAGUACGGCUCCUAUUUCUACCACGGGCACUUCGGCCCAGCUUUCGCAGAUGGAAUGCGUGGUCCCAUCUGGAUCAUCCCCGCGGAGUCACGCGAACGACCAUACGAGCUUAUAUCAGACUCCAAGGAAGACCUCGCGGCCAUGAAGAAAGCCGAAGAAAAUCCUCGCCAUAUCGUUACGAGCGAUUGGAACGCGGAAGGAAUGGACAUUCUCCUCAUCCAGUACCGCGACACAGGGUUUGCCCCUUGGUGUUCGAAUUCCUUGACAUUGAACGACAGAGCACAAACAUACUGCCAUUCAGCUCGGGACAUUGAAGACGCCGGUGGGCCCGAUCGCAACGACCUGGGAUGCAUCUACAAGGUCCCCGGCUACGAGUUUACGAAUCCACUCGAGUGCGAGCCGACCAACCCGCCGAUGGAGGUUGUUCAACAGCAAGAACGCGAAGAUUGGGUCUGGAUCAACUUUAUUCACUCGGGUGCUCAUCACGAGCUGUCUAUCAGCAUCGAUGAGCAUGAGUUCUAUGUCGUCGCGGCCGACGGUGAAUUUGUAUCUCCCCAAAAGGUCAAUCAGAUCAACGUGAAUCUUGGGGAACGAAUCAGCAUAUUGGUCAAGAUGGAUAAAUCACCGAAGGACUACGCCAUUCGCUUGACUUCGCUGAGUCCACAGCAAAUCGUCCAGGGCAUCGGUCUUCUCAGAUAUCACCGUCACGGUGGACACGCCGAUGCGACCAACACCACCGUACCAUUGACGAAGCCUUGGGUCCAUCUCAACGGCACACUGAUUUCUGAAAACUCCAAAAAGAUGAACGAGACGGCACUUGCGCCUUUCCCAGCUCGUCCACCGCCACUACGCUCAGAUACGACAUUGAAGUUCAUAGUCAAGAUGACCGGCCCUUCGACCUGGGUGCUGCACUCUUCGCCACAUCAGGGCUUCCGACAGUCUUUGCCGCCGGUCCUGUGGAACUUCGACUCUCGCGGCAACACUACGUAUGGCUCUCCGGGUACCAUGCACAAUGGUUCCGUCGUGGACAUUAUCUUCGAGAAUGAUCAGCAGGUGACGGCCAUGCACCCUUUCCACAAGCACAACAUGAAAGCGUUCAUUAUAGGCAUGGGUGAGGGUGGCUUCCCAUUCGACACCGUGGAGGAAGCUUUGGGUCAUGAAGACUACCGAAAGAACUUCAACUUUCAUGACCCGCCAUUGCGAGAUGGAUGUCGUUUGAAUGAAGGAGCCGGAGCGUGGACGGUCAUCCGCUACCAGAUCACAUUCCCAGCGGCAAGCAUGCUUCACUGUCACCGGAUCCAUCACUUUGGCUCGGGCCAGCAAGUCGUUCUAUUAGAGGGUGUUGAGUCCAUGGCGCCGGUACCGGAUGAGGUCAGGAACAUGGUACAUGCCGACUUCAUCCCGCCGGUCAGGUAUGGACCUUUGGACUAA